CUUAAUCAAUUUCUAUUAUUAAUCUUUUAUUGUUUUUUUUCCAUUAAAAUUACAUUGUUUCGGGUUUCAAAGUGCAGUGAUUAUUAAUUGCUCCUACUUGCCACGAUGAUUACAUAAAUGGAGCCAUCACCCACGGUUCUUGUCCUCUUUACUGGAUAAAAUUCACCGAACAACAAUGCUGCGAACUAGUAAAAAUUUAAUUCAGCUGGUUGCUGCACCACAGCAGCAACAGCAACGAGGAAUGGCAACUUUAAAGUCAAUUUCAAUUCGUCUAAAAUCAGUGAAAAAUAUUCAAAAAAUUACUCAAUCCAUGAAAAUGGUGUCAGCGGCAAAAUAUAAUCGUGCCGAGCGUGAUCUUAAACAAUGUCGUCCACUUGGCGAAGGAACAAAAACAUUUUAUGAACAAGCAGAAAUUCAACCACCAGAAGGUGAACCAAAAAAACUUGUCGUUGCCGUAACCAGCGAUCGUGGACUUUGUGGUGCAGUACACACAGGUGUUGCACGUAAUAUUCGUGAAUCAUUACUCGCAAAUCCCGUCGAACGUGAAAAUACAAUGAUUGUUUGCAUCGGUGAAAAAUCACGUGCAAUUCUCUCACGAUUAUUUGCUAAAAAUAUUUUAUUCGUUGCAUCUGAAGUUGGAAGAAAACCACCAACAUUUAAUGAUGCCGCUAAAAUAGCCAAUGAAAUUAUGAAUAGCGGAUAUAGCUUUGGAGGUGGUCGAAUUGUUUACAAUAAAUUUAGAUCAGUUGUUUCAUAUAAAGUUGACGAUUUACCGCUUUAUGAUAAAAAUGCAGUAACUACAGCGCCAAAAUUAUCAGUAUAUGAUUCAUUAGACGAAAGUGUAAUUCAAAGUUAUUUAGAAUUUUCUUUGGCAUCGUUAUUAUUUUAUUCGAUGAAAGAAGGUGCAUGCAGUGAACAAUCCAGUAGAAUGACUGCCAUGGACAAUGCCAGCAAAAAUGCAGGAGAAAUGAUUGAUAAGCUCACAUUAACUUUCAAUCGUACCCGACAAGCCGUCAUUACUAGAGAACUUAUUGAAAUUAUUUCCGGUGCUGCUGCUUUGGAAUAAAAAAAAAUAAAUAAAAAGAAAAAUUACUCUAAAUAUUGAUUAGCGUACCCUAGAAUACAUACAUCGUCACAAUAUCAUUCGAGGCAUAUUGUCGCGAUUGAUAUUAAAUUCAAAUCGAUUCCAUCAUUCUGUUUAAAAAGAAAACAUCGGAAAAUUUGCAAAAAAAAAAUAAUUUUUGUAAAUGUGUAUCAAGUUCGAGGCUUGGCGAUCAAUAAAUUUUGUUGAAAAACUCUUGGUUAAAA
Messenger RNA from Leptopilina boulardi, 1308 nucleotides. Its product is annotated as ATP synthase subunit gamma, mitochondrial-like. Gene Ontology annotation, molecular function: proton-transporting ATP synthase activity, rotational mechanism. The record is from RefSeq and is a predicted model, not a curated record. NCBI's taxonomy places the organism in Eukaryota, Metazoa, Arthropoda, Insecta, Hymenoptera, Figitidae. The transcript has 3 exons. Gene Ontology annotation, biological process: proton motive force-driven ATP synthesis. Bases 176 to 1066 code for a protein of 296 amino acids.